AUGAUCGAGCCAACCUCCUCCGUCCUCUAUCUGUUCGCAGAUCAAAUUGCCGAUGUCCUUCCAUACAUUCAGGACCUCGGCCGACGCGCAGGCAGCUCCGAUGGACUGCGCAGUUUCCUGCGAUCCGCAACAGACAGCCUACGCAAGGCGAUGGAUCAAGCAUCAUUCCGCGAGAGACAGAAGUUUCCUUCAUGGGACACUCUCACUGAGCUUGCUACCGCCGUUGAACGUGAUGCUGCGCAUUGCCCGGCGUUGAAGGCUGCGCUUUGCUGCAUCUCUCAACUUGGUCAUGUCAUUCUUUACCUUGAAAAGUUCCCAAGAGCCUUGGAACCAAGCUCUUCCCGGGCAUCUGGUCAGGAUAUUGUGCUGGGGCUAUGCACUGGCUCAAUUGCAGCAUCUGUUGUUUCAUGCUCCAGAAACAUUACCGAGCUGCACCGCAUCGCACAUCAUGCAGUGGCCCUUUCCUUCCAAAUUGGAUUGGAAGCAUCUCGACGAUCAGAAUACAUUCAGCCUUCCAAAGACUUGAAGGUCAGGGGUAGCUGGGCUACUCUCGUGAGCAAUGUUGGUAUGACAGAAGCCCGUGAUGCUGUAACAUCAUUCAACGCUCGAUUGCCUGCAAACAGCAGCCGCAGGGUAUAUAUCAGCGCACACGGCGCAUCUUCAGUCACCAUUAGCGGACCACCAUCGUACACAGCAGAGCUGCUACAUCAGGAGCCUGUCUUCCUAGGACGAAAGACGAUUCCGCUGCCCAUCGCUGCCGCCUUCCACGCAGAGCAUCUCGAGCCAGUCUCUUGGGACAAAUUGGGUCAAAUCUGUCCAGAUGCGUCUUUUGACUCAUUCGUCCCCAACUUGCCAUUGAUCUCCCCGAGUUCAGGAUUGCCUUACGUUGCCAGCAAUCUCUCCGAACUGCUGAAUCAGGUUGUUGAUGACAUCCUGCAACAGCCUAUCAUCCUUGAGCAAGCCAUCAAGGGGACUGCAAGUCUGGCGGGUUCAUCAAUUUCACUGCUUUCUUUCGGUCCCAGCAGCUCGAAAAAGGCGAUCAUCAAUUAUCUGAAUGGCCUUGGCGACAUUCAAGUCGAAGACAAGAGCAAUGCAGCUUUCGAGGCAGGCACCGAUGAGCCUGAUACUGAGAAUGCCAUUGCUAUAGUUGGUAUGUCAGUUCGCCUUCCGGGCAGCGAGAGCCUUGAGGAGUUCUGGAAAGUUUUGGAGCAAGGACAAGAUCUCCACGAAAAGAUUCGCCCAGAUCGGUUUGACAUCAACACUCACUGUGACCCCACCGGAAACAUCAAGAAUACGACAUUGACUCCGUAUGGAGUGUUCAUCGACCGCCCGGGAUACUUCGAUACGCGUCUGUUCAAUAUGUCUCCUCGUGAAGCAGCCCAGACAGACCCCCAGCAGCGAAUGCUGCUGCUGACAACAUACGAGGCACUGGAAAUGUCCGGAUAUACGCCCAAUGGCAGUCCGUCUACCAACACGCGUCGGAUUGGUUCUUGGAUGGGUCAGACAAGUGAUGAUUGGCGAGAGGUCAAUGCUAGCCAAAAUGUCGACACUUAUUUCAUCACAGGCGGCAUUCGUGCUUUCGGACCCGGUCGUCUCAACUACCACUUCGGCUGGGAGGGUCCUAGUUACUCACUCGACACAGCGUGUUCGUCCAGUGCUGCGUCGAUUCAGUUGGCCUGUUCGGCGUUGCUUGCUCGGGAAUGCGACACCGCUGUGGGCGGAGGCGCCAAUUUCCUCACAGCGUCUGAUUUAUUCGCCGGUCUGAGUCGCGGAAGCUUUUUGUCCAAGACCGGUGGCUGCAAGACAUUUGAUCACGAUGCCGAUGGUUAUGUCCGAGCAGAUGCUGUCGGAGUUGUGGUGAUGAAGCGGUUGUCGGACGCGGUUGCCGAGCGCGACAACAUCCUUGCUGUUCUCCGAGGAACCGCCACCAAUCAUUCCGCCGAGGCUGUCUCCAUCACCCAUCCCCACGCGGAGACUCAAGAGCGCCUGUUCACUGCUGUCUUGGAUAAGGCCGGUGUCCAGCCUCACAAUGUCGAUUAUGCUGAGUUGCACGGAACUGGAACUCAGGCAGGAGACGCGACUGAGUCGAAGUCCGUGACGAAUGUCCUGGCGCGCGGUCGCACUGCCGCGAAUCCUCUGUACAUCGGAACGGUCAAGCCAAAUCUGGGCCAUGGAGAAGCUGCCAGUGGUGUUACCUCGUUGAUCAAAGCGAUCAUGAUGCUGAGAAAGAACAUGAUUCCUCCGCACGUUGGCAUCAAGGGGCGCAUCAACCAGAAGCUGCCCCCACUCGCCCAACUCAACACCCACAUUUCAUUUGGAAAAACCCCCUUCUUGCCCAGAGCAGAUGGCGAUGGAAAGCGUCGGAUCUUGAUCAACAACUUUGAUGCAGCUGGUGGAAAUACGAGCAUGCUCAUUGAAGACCCUCCCGUCAGCUCCGCAUCUGCCGCUCUCGCCGAUCCUCGAAGCCACCAUGUCGUCCCGAUCUCCGCGAAGACCGCGGCAUCAGCACUCAACAAUGUACGGCAAUUAUCGUCCUAUUUGAAGGACAAUGCCACGCUUGGGCUACGUCUAGAGGAUGUUUCUUACACAACCACUGCCCGCAGAAUGCAUCACAACAUUCGUCGCGCACUCGUUGCCUCAUCGGUUGACGAGCUCGUUGCCAAGCUGGACUCUCUUUCUGCAGACAACUCUCAGUGGGCCAAACCGGUCACUAGCCGACCAGUGAUAUUCGCCUUUACCGGGCAGGGCUCACUUCGUGCCGGCAUGGCCAAGGAGUUGUUUACCACCCAUUCUGGCUUCCGUGAAACGAUAUUGGACUGCGAAAGGAUGUCAACUUCUCAUGGAUUCCCGUCGUUCCUACCAAUCAUCACCGAUCCUACCAUGAGCGCUAACUCUGCGACACCUAUCCAAGCCCAAUUAUCUAUUGUGGCUGUCGAGCUUGCCCUCGCGGAAUUGUGGCGAUCAAUGGGCGUUGUUCCCACUGCUGUGAUUGGUCACAGCCUGGGAGAAUAUGCCGCUUUGUGUGUUGCAGGAGUCCUCUCUGUCAGUGACUGUAUUUACCUCGUCGGAACCAGAGCCUGUCUGAUGCUGGGGAUGUGUCAGGCCGGUUCGCACUCGAUGCUGGCAGUGCAGGAGUCCGAAAGCAAUCUCGACAAGAUAAUUGCCAAUGAUGGCAAUCUUUCUGGUUGCGAGAUUGCUUGUGUCAAUGGGCCGAACUCUACCGUUGUCAGUGGCCCACUUGACCAAAUCGCUUCCUUGCGUGACCUUCUGCAGGCAGAGAAGAAAAAGUCUACUCAGCUCGAGGUUCAAUACGCAUUCCACUCGGCUCAAAUGGAACCCCUUCUCGAUGACCUCGCAAAGAUCUCCGAUUCUAUUCACUUUGCCACGCCGUCUAUUCCAUUUGCAUCUACUCAGCUGGGAGAGGUAAUCACGACAGGCGGCAUUGUCAACCCUGACUAUCUCAAGCGCCAGACCCGGCAAAAGGUUCAGUUCGUGCAGGCCGUGCAGGCGCUUGAAUCCCUGCAUGCAGGCAACCGAGCCUCACCAGUCUGGAUUGAAAUUGGCCCAAGCCCCCUUUGCCUCGGUAUGAUUCGAAGCGUUGCCGGCAAAGACCAGGUUCUCUUGCCAUCUUUGAAGGCAGAUGAGAAUGACUGGAAGACGAUGACCCAGUCCAUCUCAUUGGCCUACAAUGCCGGGGUGGAGGUCAACUGGAGGGAGUUCCAUCGUCCAUACGAGCGGGACCUGAACCUCAUCGAGCUGCCAAGCUACGCGUUUGAUCUCAAAAAUUACUGGCUGCAAUACGAGGGCGACUGGGCUAUUCGCAAAGGAUCUGGAAUUGAGAGUACCCAGGCACCGACAAAGAGCCUGCUACCUACCUUCUCUACGAGUGGUCUUCACCGCGUCGAAAAACUUGUCCGCGAUGGCGAGACAGGCAUCUCGGUGACAUUCGCAUCCGACGCAGCAGAGCCCAAGCUGAACAAGGCGCUGCGAGGUCAUCUGGUAAACGGUGCGGGUCUUUGCCCUAGCUCUGUUUAUGCCGACAUGGCAUUUACGGCAGCUGGGUACAUUCAAAGCAUCUUGGAUCCGUCGGCACCGGUAGCCCCCAUGGACGUCCGAGACAUGGAAGUACACAAGCCUCUUUUGAUCCAACCAGGCGCCACGAAGCAGAUCAUUUAUGUCACUGCUACGUUGGAGCCUUCCGGCAAUACUAUCGAGGUCAAGUUCUCUUCCGAGGACAGUGGCGCUCGCCAGGACCAUGCUCACUGCCUUGUUGACCGCGGCGAUGGCGACGUGUGGAAGUCCGAGUGGGCGCGCACAAGCUACCUGGUCAAGUCCCGAAUGAGCCAGCUGAUCAAGGACUCUAGCAGUGGAGAUGUUCACAAGCUCUUGCGACCCAUGGUCUAUAAGCUCUUUGCCGCUCUAGUCGACUAUGACGACAAGUACCAAGGAAUGCAGGAGGUCUACAUGGACAGUGACCUGUUGGAGGCAACUGCUAAAGUGCGCUUCCGCACCACGCCAGAAGAUGGUACUUUCACAUACAGCCCGUACUGGAUCGACAGUCUCGCCCAUCUCUCUGGUUUCGUGUUGAACGGCGCAGACACUACACCCGCUGACAGCGUGUACAUUUCGCACGGCUGGAAGAGCAUGAAGAUAGUCGGAGAGCUAUCCGAGAACAAGACCUACCAAAGUUACGUGCGCAUGCAGCAGACCAUGACAAAGGGUGUUCUUUCCGGUGAUGUUUUCUUCUUGGAUGAUGGUGAAGUGGUCGCGGUUUGUCAGGAGCUCAAGUUCCAACGCAUCAAGCGCGCAAUCCUUGACCACUUGCUGCCUCCAACCUCAGGAGCCUCCCGCACUGUGGUCGAGAGAAGCCCUGUUCAGGCUGUGAAGCAGCGUGCGGCACCGCUUCCGAAAGCAAAGAAAACUACUGCCGUGCCAGACCACAGCAAUAUCCUCCAGAUCAUUGCCUCGGAGGUUGGUGUUGAGGUCUCCGAACUGACCGAUGAUGUCAUGUUCGCAGACUUGGGUGUUGACAGCCUGCUCACUAUCAGCAUUGUUGCUCGACUGAACAGCGCGCUUGAUCAGGAGGUCCCGAACUCACUGUUCGCGGACCACCCAUCUGUUAGAGAACUGCGAGGCUAUCUCUCUGUCAAUACCGAGGCCGCGCCCAUGUCUUCGAGCGACAGCAGCGAUCAAGAUGAAGAUACCUCUAGCAGUGAAGAGGAAACUCGUGUAGACACACCGAUCACCGAGGCCUCGUCUCCCGCCAACGGAGGCGUCAACCCAGCGGAUCAGAUCAGAAAGAUCAUCGCUGCUGAACUGGAACUCGACAUGGCCGAGCUCGAUGAGCAUGUUCCUCUGGCUGAGCUCGGUGUGGACAGCCUGCUCUCGAUCUCGAUCAUCGGAACCAUCAAGGCUCAAACUGGCAGGGUGCUGUCGUCUAGCUUUUUGAUGGACCACCCCACCCUGGCCGAUAUUGAUAUUGCUCUGAAUGGCCGCCGCUCUGCACCUGAAGUGUCCCCUCCCCAGCUCGCAAGGGCUCUCGAGAAACUUCAGGACCGACCCAGCUCCUCGCCAGCGGAGUACAAGGCCGAGGCCGUCUUGCUGCAGGGAUCACCGUCAGCCUCUCAGAACACAUUGCUGUUUCUGCUACCCGAUGGCUCGGGUAGCGCCAGCAGCUAUGUCGGAAUUCCUUCUCUCAAAUCCCGCGGUCCGGUAUAUGGAUUGAACAGUCCAUUCCUGCGAUCGCCCACUGCCUUCAACUGCUCCAUCCCAGAAGUGGCUGCCAUGUACAUCCGCGAGAUCCAGCGCAUUCAACCACAUGGCCCCUACCGUUUGGGUGGAUGGUCGAUUGGCGGAUCAUUUGCAUUCGAGGCCGCAUCGCAGCUGAUUCAAAGGCACGGCGAAUCAGUAGAAUCACUGAUUCUAAUCGACGCCCCGUGCCCGAAUGUGUAUCCACCUCUCCCGCUCGAGACAGUUGAUCUCCUCGAAACCGUCGGGGUUUUCGACAACCUGAAAGACAAACGCAACGGCUCUGGGGCAAGCUCAAUUCCUCAACAAGUCCGCGAUCACUUCGUCGGUUCAAUCAAGGCACUCAAAGCCUAUGAGCCAAAGCCGAUUCCAUCCUCAACCCGAAGCCCGAAGUCAGUGACGGCUUUGUGGGCGCAGAACGGUGUCUGGGAGACAGUGGGCGAGGCGAAGAAGUCUCAAUUCAAAGAUCUAUCCCGCGGUACCAACAACCAGGCCGAGGAUUGGAUCCUGGACCCACGCAAAAACGCCGGGCCUAACGGGUGGGACUCUUUGGUGUCAGGGGUUGUCACAUGCGCAGUCAUUCCCGGUGAUCACUUCACGAUGAUGAGAAAUCCAGGUGUCAAAGAGCUUGGUGCUAGAUUAACAGAGAUAUUACAGUGA
This is a messenger RNA of Penicillium brevicompactum, 6408 nucleotides long. Its product is annotated as type I polyketide synthase. The record is from RefSeq and is a predicted model, not a curated record. The transcript is spliced from 2 exons. Gene Ontology annotation, molecular function: 3-oxoacyl-[acyl-carrier-protein] synthase activity; phosphopantetheine binding; fatty acid synthase activity. Gene Ontology annotation, biological process: secondary metabolite biosynthetic process; fatty acid biosynthetic process. The coding region runs from base 1 to 6408 and encodes 2135 amino acids. NCBI's taxonomy places the organism in Eukaryota, Fungi, Ascomycota, Eurotiomycetes, Eurotiales, Aspergillaceae.